AUGUCGAAGUAUCUUCUUGAUCUCACCAACGAAUUUUCCGGGCUCCGGGCUCUCGUGACUGGCGGCUCCCGCGGUAUCGGUGCAGCGGCGGCGCAGCGCCUGAUUGAUGGCGGCGCGAAGGUCGUGGUUACAGCCCGCAACUCCCACGAAGAAACACCAGUAGGCGCCAUCUUCGUAGCGGGUGAUACCCGUACAAAAGAAGGCGCAGCAGCUGUAGGGCACGCCGCGCUUGAGGCUUUGGAUGGCAGGAUCGAUAUCCUGAUCAACAGCGUCGGCGCGGCUCGGCUUCAUGCCAGCCUGGAAGCAAUUCCCGAUGAUGAAUGGAUCGACUCGCUGAAUAUCAACUUCCUGGCAACUCUCCGGGUGACGGCCGCAGUGCUGCCGGCAUUGAAGCAGUCGAAGCACGGCGCUAUUGUGAACGUGUCGGCCGGUGGCCUGGUUCCAUUCGCAGGCGCAAUGGCGCAUUACGGCGCGGCCAAGGCAGCGCUGAACAACUACUCCCAGGGCCUGGCUAAGGAGCUCGCGCCGCUGGGCGUUCGUGUCAACAUCGUGACGCCCGGCCCAAUCUACACACCCGGCGGCGAUGAGGUGCGCAAGCAGAUUACCACUGCCAUGGGCAUCACCGACCAGCAGUUCAUGUCCACGGUACCACUGCAGGGCCGGGGAGGCAAGUCGGAAGAAUUGGCUGAGGUGAUCGCCUUUCUCGUUUCCGAUCGCUCAUCGUAUGUCACCGGCCACAAUCACUUCGUCACCGGCGGCUGGGGCGAACUGGUCUGA
Molecule: messenger RNA, 777 nt
Organism: Pseudogymnoascus verrucosus
Lineage: Eukaryota; Fungi; Ascomycota; Leotiomycetes; Thelebolales; Thelebolaceae
Exons: 1
Coding region: 1-777 (258 amino acids)
Molecular function (GO): oxidoreductase activity, acting on the CH-OH group of donors, NAD or NADP as acceptor
Source: RefSeq, a predicted model, not a curated record